CCUCCUGAAAUAUAUAUGACAUUUAACUAGAAAUCACUUGGCGUGUCAGCAGGCUGUAAGAGGUAAUGUAAGAAGAUACACCUUAGUUAACUUGAUAAUGCUGGCCAAGCUCAGCGGGGUCACCUCCAGGCCUUUGUCCCGGUUCAACACUAAAUACCUUAGAUUAUAAAUGUAGUUUUGAGUUCUGUUUACUUUCUAAAAUCACUUGUGUCCAACCAUCAUAACCUAUAGGUAUGUUAAUCUUUUCACUAACAAAAAGAGCACUUUCAGCAACAUUCAUGUUUAAAGAAAACAUGCCUUUUUGACUCUGUUUGAGACUGCCCUGUUUCUGUUGUGGCUGAGAGAUGAGGGGUGGUUAAGUGUCCUUUAUUUACUACAAGUGAAGUAAACCUGUUCCUCGAGUCCCUGUUGAUGUCUAACCGUGGUUGCUCAUAAACAGUGUCCAGAUUACUCUUUGGAUGCGUCCAGAGAGGAGCACUUCUUCCUGCAGCUGUAAAAACAGCCUCCCUGCCAACAGGAACCAGCCAUGGCGAUGCGCCCACGUGCGUCCUCCCAGCCCGGAAUACUUUCCUUCUUCCAGAGUCCCAAGGUAGCUUCAGCCCUUCGACCGCGGGCCGUAUCCUCGCACUCGGGCUCCGUGCUGGAGGAGGAGCUGUCUUGUCCCGUCUGCUUUGACAUCUUCAAGGACCCCGUGGUGCUCAAGUGCAGCCACAGCUUCUGCCGAUCCUGCCUGCAGCAGUUCUGGAACAAGAAGAAGGCCAGACGCGAGUGUCCCAUCUGCAGGAGGAAGUGCUCGCUGACGGAGCCCACGGUCAGCCUGGCGCUGAAGAACGUGGCCGACACCUUCCUGAGGGAGCAGGACCGCAGGACGGCCGGAGCUGGCGCAGGGGAAGGAGCCGGCGGGGCGGGGGCGCAAGAAGGGAUGCUGGAGGUGAAGUGCGUCACACACGGGGAAGUUCUCAAGCUGUUCUGUCUGGACGACUUUGAAGCUCUCUGCUGUGUGUGUCACACCUCCAAGAAGCAUCAGGGACACAGUGUGUGUCCUUUGGAGGAGGGAGCGCAGGACUUUAAGGCAGAGCUGAAGGAAGAGCUGAUUCCUCUGAAGAAACACCUGUGUGGCCUGUAUGAAGCCAAGCAGGAGUGUGAUGACACAACUGUGCACAUCAAGAACCAGACUCAGGCCACAGAAAAGCAGAUCAGGGAGGAGUUUGAGCAGCUGCGGGGGUUUCUGCAGAAGGAAGAGACUGCUCGACUGGCUGCCCUGCAGCAGGAGGACGAGGAGAAGAAGGAGCUGCUGAGGAAGAAGUCCGAGAGCAUCGCGAGAGGCAUCCUCACCUUCUCGCACGCCGUCAUAGCCAUUGAGAAUGAGAUUGCUUCCAGUGAUGCUCUCUUCCUCAAGAAUUAUACCAACAUAAAGAAAAGAGCACAGAUCCAACAGAAUGAUCCAGAAAAAGUGUCGGGCGCUCUUAUAAAUGUGGCCAAGCAUGUCAGUUCCCUCAAGUACCAUGUGUGGGAGAAGAUGGCGGAGCUGGUUCAGUACACACCCAUCAGCCUGGACCCCAACACUGCCUACUCCUGGUUGUCCCUCUCUCCAGACCUGACCUGUGUCACCAACAGCGGAUGCCUCCAGAAGCUCCCGAACAACCCCGAACGUUUCGGCCACUUUGUGUUCCUGCUCGGCUCAGAGGGCUUUACUUCGGGCCGCCACGCCUGGGAGGUGGAGGUGGGCGACAAGGCGGACUGGAUGCUCGGAGUGGUCAAGGAGUCCAUCGACAGGAAAGGCCAGAUUUCUGGGUGUCCCGAGGGCGGGUUUUGGAUGAUCUCGCACUACGAGGGCGAGUACUCGGCCAUGACGAGGCCCAGCACCCCGCUGCAUCCUCAAGGUGAGCUGACCCGAGUCAGGGUGCAGCUGGACUACGACGCCGGAGAGGUGACCUUCUCCAACCCCGUCAGCAUGACGCCCAUCUACACCUUCACUGACUUCUUCACUGAGAAGAUGUACCCCUUCUUCUGCCCUGGAGCCAACAUCAACGGGAACAACCACAACCCGCUUAAGAUCUGCCCCGCCAAGGUGGCUGUGUGGAACAGUGCCUCUUGGUAAUUUGACUAAACAAACAAAAGAAAACUCAAAGUGUAUUUCAAAUUCAAGAAAUCACCA
Molecule: messenger RNA, 2158 nt
Organism: Anarrhichthys ocellatus (wolf-eel)
Lineage: Eukaryota; Metazoa; Chordata; Actinopteri; Perciformes; Anarhichadidae
Product: E3 ubiquitin-protein ligase TRIM39-like
Exons: 6
Coding region: 527-2101 (524 amino acids)
Biological process (GO): protein ubiquitination
Molecular function (GO): zinc ion binding; protein binding; ubiquitin-protein transferase activity
Source: RefSeq, a predicted model, not a curated record